Molecule: messenger RNA, 2679 nt
Organism: Nannizzia gypsea CBS 118893
Lineage: Eukaryota; Fungi; Ascomycota; Eurotiomycetes; Onygenales; Arthrodermataceae
Product: Arg-6
Exons: 3
Coding region: 1-2679 (892 amino acids)
Biological process (GO): L-arginine biosynthetic process
Cellular component (GO): mitochondrion; mitochondrial matrix; cytoplasm
Molecular function (GO): N-acetyl-gamma-glutamyl-phosphate reductase (NADP+) activity; acetylglutamate kinase activity; NADP+ binding
Source: RefSeq, a predicted model, not a curated record
AUGUCGAGCCUUCUUGCGCGCAGAGCCGCGGGCCGCCUGGCAGUGGCAGCUCGAUCCACCGGACUGGGGUGUCCUGGUCGACUCGCGGCAGCUUCACCAGCUUCAUGGACAGCUGUAUACCACAGACAGAGACGCAGCUACACCUCGUCUCGCUACCAGCCUCACCUCUCGACCCGCUCGACCGUCGUCCAGCUGCUCAGCAACAUCGGCUCCAAGCGCGAGGUCCAGCAGUACCUCUCCCACUUCACCUCCGUCUCCUCGCAGCAGUUCGCAGUCAUCAAGGUCGGCGGAGCCAUCAUAACAGAACACCUGCAGACGCUCUCCUCGGCCCUCGCCUUCCUCAACCAUGUUGGCCUAUACCCGAUCGUGGUGCAUGGGGCCGGACCCCAGCUGAACAAGAUGCUGGAGGACGCCGGCGUGGAGCCGCAGUUUGAAGACGGCAUUCGAGUCACGGACGGCAAGACGCUCGCCCUGGCUAGGUCGCUCUUCAUGGAAGAGAACCUCAAGCUUGUCGAGGAGCUCGAGCGGUUGGGCGUCAGAGCUAGGCCGUUGACGACGGGUGUCUUCUCGGCAGACUACCUGGACAAAGACAAGUAUAACCUUGUCGGCAAGAUCAAUGGAGUCAACAAGAAACCCAUCGAGGCCGCAAUUGAAGCCGGAUGUCUACCCAUCCUGACUUCUAUGGCCGAGACGCCCGAGGGACAAGUCCUCAACGUCAAUGCGGAUGUUGCUGCCGGUGAGCUUGCCAGGGAACUUCAGCCGCUCAAGAUAGUCUACCUAGCUGAGAAGGGCGGUCUGUUCAACGGAGAUACGGGAGAGAAGAUCUCGGCUAUCAACCUGGACGAAGAGUACGACCAUCUCAUGAAGCAGUGGUGGGUUCGCCACGGCACCCGUCUCAAGAUCAAGGAGAUGAAGGAGCUGCUCAUGGACCUGCCCCGGACCUCGAGUGUGGCCAUCAUCCACCCUGCGGACUUGCAGAAGGAGCUCUUCACCGAUACCGGUGCCGGAACCCUGAUCAGACGAGGCAACAAGGUGCGCACGAAGAACAGCAUCGACGAGUUCGAGGACGUCGAGGCUCUGAAGAACGCUCUUGUCCGUGGUAAGGAGGCAUUGGAUGCCAGGGCUACCGUCGACAGAUACGUUGAUUCGCUCAGGGGCAAGGAGAUCAAGGCUUACUCGGACGAGCCCCUGGAGGCAUUGGCUAUUGUUAUGCCUCCCAAGCCCGGUUCUACGCUCGCUCACCUGGCUACCAUGUCCAUCACCAAGACCGGGUGGCUAACUCACGUUGCUGACAACGUCUUCACCAGCAUCCAAAAGGACUUCCCAAAGCUCACUUGGACCGUCAAGGAAGACGACGAGAACUUGUCUUGGUUCUUUGACAAGGCUGACGGUAGCCUGUGUCGGGAUGGCGAGGUGCUUUUCUGGUCUGGUGUCCAGGAGCCAGACGAGGUCAAGAACCUUGUCGUCGAGUUCAGCAAGAAUGGUCGUGACAUGCUCGGCAAUCUCAGCAUGGGCUCCUCCACGAAGAGCAACCCUUCAGCUUCCACGCCCCUACAGCAGAAACGAGCAUUCUCAACAGCCAGCACUGCCUCUGCUCUCCGGUCUUUCAGACAGCAGCAACCAUAUACCCGCUCCAGCCUCUCCUCCAAACGAUCAUACACCACCCAGACCAACCCAAACCCGCCCCUGGGCAAGAAAAAUGCAUCCAACACCAAGCCGUCCAAGGUCGCCCUGAUCGGUGCUCGCGGAUACACUGGACAGGCUCUGAUCAGCCUCCUCAGCGCCCACCCGCACCUAGACCUAGCACACGUCUCAUCCCGUGAACUGGCCGGAAAACCACUACAGGGCUACAGCAAGCGCGAAAUCAUCUACGAAAACCUCAGCCCGGAGGACGUCAAGCGCAUGGCUGAACAAGGCGACGUCGACUGCUGGGUCAUGGCCAUGCCGAACGGUGUAUGCAAACCGUUCGUUGACGCCGUUGACUCCGUCGACAAGGAGAAAGCCGUCAUCGUUGACCUCAGCGCAGACUAUAGGUUUGAUAGUUCCUGGACCUACGGUCUCCCAGAGCUAAUUAACCGCUCUGCCAUCGCAAAGGCAACGCGUAUCUCUAACCCUGGAUGCUACGCUACCGCCGCACAAGUCGGUAUCGCCCCCUUGGUACCGUACCUCGGCGGCCAGCCUACCGUAUUCGGUGUAUCGGGCUACUCCGGCGCAGGAACAAAGCCCAGUCUAAAGAACGAUGUGAACUAUUUGACCAACAAUAUCGUUCCCUAUAGUCUUACGGAUCACAUCCACGAGAAGGAAAUCGGGUCUCAGCUCGGUGCUGAAGUUGCUUUUAUUCCUCAUGUUGCCGUUUGGUUCCAGGGCAUUCACCACACCAUCAACAUCCCUCUGAAAGAGGCCAUGGCGUCCCGUGACAUCCGCAACUUAUACCAGGAUCGCUACGCAGGUGAGAAACUCGUCAAGGUCGUAGGCGAGGCGCCGCUGGUCAAAAACAUCUCUGGCCGCCAUGGUAUCGAAGUCGGUGGUUUUGCCGUCCAUUCAAGCGGGAAGCGAGUCAUUGUCUGCGCUACCAUCGACAACCUCCUCAAGGGCGCUGCAACUCAAUGUCUACAGAACAUGAACCUCGCUCUAGGAUACUCAGAGUACGAAGGCAUACCCCUGGACACGAGCAGUUAA